CAUCCGUCAAACUGCUCAAAAACGAAGCGAGCUUGCUGCUUCACCAUGGAAUGGUCUGCAGACGUAUUCCGCGAGAUUGCCGAGUGGCUGGAUACGAAAACGUGCCUCACCCUGCAGUCGACGUGUACAGAGGCGUCUUGCGCCCUCAGUCCCGCCUACUUCCGGCUGCGGCUGAGUGACUACCGCCGGACACGCUCGCCACGCCCGCGUGGAUCGGUUCCCUUCACCGUCGAUGUGUCGGCACCUGUGUGGGCGAGGGCCAGCAUGAUAAUCGAAGCGGGCAGGCACUGGGGCAGAUGGGACGACGUCAUAGGCCUGCGAAGGCGGCUGGGAAGGAGAGACAUCGUCAUAGGUGCGCGCAUGUGGCCGAGGGGGGGAUGAGGGGGACACAGGUGUUCAUCUGCAUAUAAUGCCCGCCUUGUGUUGUGUUGUGUGUGCAGGCGACGAUGACGCGAAUGACGAGGAGAGCCUCCGCAGCUUCAGGGAGCUGCCGUCCUCGCUGGCACAGCUGAGCUUCCUCGGCCCUCACGUCGGCCUGGGCCUCACAGUGGACACAGGCGGCCAUUCGCUGCUCUCCCGCUCCCUCACCGUUCGCUUCGAGGAGCCUCUGAGGUGCGAGGCCGCACUGGAUGUGUCCAAUGGUGCUGAGGACCCACUCGUCAGCAGGUAUGUAACGCACCACUCACAAGCAUGAACUCUUACAGGGAGCGCAUUCGUCCAGGCUGUUUGUGUGUGUGUGUGUGUGUGUGAUGCUUGCAGUUGUUCCGUAUACGGUCAGUCGACCAACACGUCAGGCCGCGAGACGCACCUGACCUUCUCCACCCUGGCGCUGUGGCUGUAUCUGCGCUCCUACUGCAAGGCGGCGUCGUACGUCAUGCAGGUAAGGGGCGACAUCGAGGCGCUGCUGCAUCACCUCGCACACAUGAGGAGCAAGGCGACCAACAGCGACAAGAGGGCGGCGCCAUCGUCCAGCAGCAGCGGCAUGUUCGACGUGUCGCCGACCAGCAGUGCGUCAAGAGGAAGCUCACCAUCACCCACACCCACACCAUCACCGGCAGGCGAGGAAGACGACGAGAGCCCGACAGCAUCCUCUCCGCCGCCAGGGCGGCGCCCCGAGGACUCGUCAGGACCGCCGAUCGGCCCGAAGCGCCCGCAUUUGCACACGGUGGACGUGUCGAGCUUUCUGCUCUUGUCGGACUGGUCGUCGACCAGCAGCAAGGAUGGCGGCAAGGUGUGGCUGUUCGGCAACGGGUGGCACUUCCGGAGCAAUGUGCCCAAGAUGCUGCUGACCUUCAGCUGCUGGCCCCACGACGACGGCGUCGUGAGGGCGUUUGCUGACAGUAUCAAGGCUGUCGGGGGCGUCGACAGUGUAGAGGGGCCAUAUUUGGUCCAUAGACAGUGAGGAAGGAAGGAGGGAGAGAGACAGAGAGCGAGUGUACAGUCAAGCCGCCUUGUCGUGUCGUGGGUGAGGGGCAUACAUGCCCGGAGGCGUGUCUGUGUGCGCGUGUGCGCGUGUGUAGCGGCAUGCAGUUCACUGUAGUGUACUCUAGCCGCUCGUUUUUCCCCCUGCUGCGGCGAGGGAGUUGCUGUACAGUGAUUGCGGCGUUGGGUUCUUUUUGGCCAAUGUGUUUUUCGCUAUGCCGGACGGACGGAGAGAGGGCCAAGGUCGGUGACCGUGUUCUUUCGUAGUUGUAGCGCGAUGAGGGGCCCGCUGCGAUGCGAUGCGUCAGCUACACGCCUCACAUCGACGCGGGCAACUCGGUCGCGUGACAGACAUGGGAGACACGUCGACGACCGACAGGAGGAGAGAGCAAGGAGCAGGGCUGGUUUUGAUGGGCUACCAAGUGGUGUUGUUUCGACACACGUGGUCAGUCAGUGACAGCAGGUUGCCGUGUGUCUGAUGAAUGCGUUCUUGCGCGCCGGUUGUGCGUCUUCCCUUCCGUGUGAAAGUCUCAUGGAUGGCGAGGUGUGACAUCUUUCACAAAGGUGUCACACUAUGCCAUCCACGAGGAGGGCCAACGGAGGCGGGGAUCCACAACCAAUAACCAAUGGCGCUAGCCAACAAGUGGCGAGAGAGAAGUGAGAAUAUCAUGAGCUUUGGCUGUGAUGGAAACGUAUUUUCCUGGUGCUUUCCAUGUUGGAUCGAUGUGUGUCCCGCUCCCUUGGUGGCCUGUGUCGUCCGACCAGCUGAGACGCUUUCGCUCUGUCGCUUGUUGACGGCAUUGCUAACGCGUCUCACAGGGCAGGGCCAGCAGGCCAACGAGGUGCGGAAACUGGAAUCAGUGUCGGACGGACUCGUCAUGAUGUUCAUGUCAUGGGAAAUGAAAUGAUCUCUGUCGUGC
This is a messenger RNA of Vitrella brassicaformis, 2342 nucleotides long. The record is from the annotation of a GenBank genome assembly. NCBI's taxonomy places the organism in Eukaryota, Vitrellaceae.